This is a messenger RNA of Cajanus cajan (pigeon pea), 1387 nucleotides long. Its product is annotated as Mitochondrial transcription termination factor family protein. Gene Ontology annotation, biological process: regulation of DNA-templated transcription. Gene Ontology annotation, molecular function: double-stranded DNA binding. Lineage: Eukaryota; Viridiplantae; Streptophyta; Magnoliopsida; Fabales; Fabaceae. The record is from RefSeq and is a predicted model, not a curated record.
CCAUUUCUCCAAUUGGAAGCACACGCCAACAAUCCUAUUGCUCUAUUACUAUUCAACAUUCAGUGUUCAUACAUAGCCACAUCACACACACACACCACAACCCUUCUUCUUCUGCCUUGCUGUUAUCCCUUCACACCCAAAUGGCCUCUGCUGCCACCGCCACCACUCUCUUCUCCCACAACCCCAUGUUCCCCACUGAACACCACUCUCUCUCUCCCUCUCCAACCAUUCCCAAAUCCUUCACUGGCCUCUGCAAGCCCUUCCAUUCUAGGGUCCCCACUUCCUUCCCCUUCUUCCAUUGCAGGAGACCGAAGUUCUUUGUAAGAGCUACUGUUAUAAAGUGGAGAUGUCCAAAGCAAACACUCCCUCCUAAUUGUGAUACCGGUUUCCAAAAGAAACUCCUGUAUCUGGAAUCUAUUGGUAUCGACUCUUUCUCACUUAUUGAAAACCACCCGACGCUGAUCACCACCUCUCUUGGUGACAUAAGAUCCACCGUGGAAUACAUCACCUCCAUGGAUUUCACCGCAAUUGAGUUUCGGCGAAUGGUUGGCAUGUGCCCCGAGAUCCUGACCACCCCAGUCUCAGACCUCAUUCCAGUCUUCACCUUCCUUCAUCGCGAGGUUCAUGUGCUUGGCUCGGAUAUCAAGCGGGUCAUAAAUCGUCGUCCUAGGUUGCUUGUCUGCAGUGUUAGUAAGCAACUUCGUCCUACCCUAUACUUCCUCCAAAGUAUUGGCAUAGAAGAGGUAAACAAGCACACUGAUUUGCUAUCCUGUAGUGUUGAAGAAAAGUUCAUGCCCAGGAUUGAUUACUUUGAGAAUAUUGGGUUUUCGCGCCGCGAUGCAACUUCAAUGUUUCAAAGGUUUCCUGCACUCUUUUGUUAUAGUAUUAAAAAUAAUUUGGAGCCUAAAUACAGUUACUUUGUGGUGGAGAUGGGGAGAGAUUUGAAGGAGCUGAAAGAAUUCCCACAGUAUUUCUCAUUUAGCCUAGAGAAUAGAAUUAAGCCUAGGCAUAAAAUGUGUGUAGAAAUGGGUGUGUGUUUUCCUCUCCCUGCCUUGUUAAAAACCAAUGAAGUGAGAUUUCAAAGUAGAUUAGAUGUAUUUGUAAAUUCUUCUACACCCUUGAAAACAUCUCCUCUGUGGUGUGCUGGCUGUGAUGUUAAUGAAGUAUAGAAUAACAAUUGCAUUGUAUAUUUAAUUGCUUUUGUGAAUUUCUAAACAGCCAUUAGGUGCUUUUGGCCUUUCAGUGUGGAAAAGUUAGUUUAAUCAGUCAUGAGCCAUCCCUUCUAAGCCUUUUUUUGUAUUAUGUGUGAAACAAAGUUUUGCGCAAUUUCCAAAGCAAAAGAGAAAAAAAUAGCUUUGGCCAAAUUUUGUUUCUGAUGUGUUACUAA